Belonocnema kinseyi is the source of this 675-nucleotide messenger RNA. RefSeq lists its product as uncharacterized. The transcript has a single exon. The record is from RefSeq and is a predicted model, not a curated record. Lineage: Eukaryota; Metazoa; Arthropoda; Insecta; Hymenoptera; Cynipidae. The coding region runs from base 1 to 675 and encodes 224 amino acids.
AUGCACGAUUGGCAAGGACUGGAUCUCGCUGACCCACGAUUCGGCCAUCCUCGAGCUGUGGAUCUCCUCCUAGGAGCCGGUUUUUACCAUUCGUUCCUGCGACCCGAGCUGCUUCGACGAAACGAGAUGAUGCCUCGCGUCUUACGCCAUUUCCCGUUGGACGAAACGUGCAAAUUAAUCUUCGCUUGUCACCAACGAACUUCCAAAGGACGAUAUAUAGUUCGCCUAUCAGUGAAACCUGAAGGUUUGGAAAUGCUCGGCGAAAGUUUAAAUGUAGCGUUGGCAUCCCUGAGCUCUUUGCAUCGGCGGUUGAGUCAAGACGUCGAAAUGGCAAAGGCAUACAUCUGUUUAAUGACGGAAUACGCUCAACUUGGUUACAUGAGACCUAUACCUCCACCCAAGCUGCGCUCUGACGCUCACUCUACUUACUACAUACCACAUCAUGGAAUUUGGCAACGGGGAGACCAUCACCGCCGUCUUGGAGUGGUCUUCAAUGUAUCUAGACCUACGUUCACUGUCUACAGUCUUAAUGACAUACUUCACACUGGGCCUACGCUAAAUACCACUUUAGGCCACAUGCUGAUUCGAUGGAGACGCCACAGGAUUGCUUUCAGCGCCGAUGUCGGCAUCAUGUAUCGGCAGAUUCUAGUGAAUGAACAAGAUGUCGACUUGUAG